Messenger RNA from Bombus impatiens (common eastern bumble bee), 2016 nucleotides. It is a transcript of the gene D2hgdh, whose product is annotated as D-2-hydroxyglutarate dehydrogenase, mitochondrial. Gene Ontology annotation, cellular component: mitochondrion. The transcript is spliced from 8 exons. The coding region runs from base 410 to 1936 and encodes 508 amino acids. Lineage: Eukaryota; Metazoa; Arthropoda; Insecta; Hymenoptera; Apidae. The record is from RefSeq and is a predicted model, not a curated record. Gene Ontology annotation, molecular function: catalytic activity; FAD binding.
AUUCGAUAUAAAAUGUUAGAAAAGGUGUACAUAUAAUAAAGCGCUAAACGUAGCUGAUUUAUCGGUCAUCUUCUAAUACCGGUCGUGGAUCUCGACAAAGAGCGAGACAGUAGAAUGUUCCGUGCAGAGGGUAGGAAGAAUCGUGGUCGCGCCAAUCCCAGCAACCGCGUCCCUACGGUGGCAUGUCUGACAUAUACAUACAACAGUAUAUGUCCGAUAGCGUGAUUGUGUGGGUCGAAUGAAACAGCGACAGUCUAUACUCCUGUCCACGCGAGGUUAGGAAAAUUACAAUAUUCCACGAAGGAGUGUGGCGGCGUGUGUAGUUUGUUGUUCGACCGAUAGAGCGUGCAAAGGGAAAGUGGGGGAAAGCGACAGCCAAUGGUUUAGGUCGACCGGGGUUGCCAAGAAUAUGAAUUCCCCAACGCUGCUUAGGACGCUCUGGCGUAUCUCGAUAUGUCGAUUUUUUUCUACGAAACCGGCGUUCACGUGCGACAGAUACAAAAUGAAAAGAGGCCCGUACGCGAACAUUUCCAAUGAUCACGUGGCAUUUUUCAAUGAGUUGCUCGGACGAAACAGGGUCAUUACGGAUGCAGAAGAAUGCGAAGGAUACAACAUAGAUUACUCAAAGAUCGUCAGAGGAAAGAGCACACUCGUAUUGAAACCAAAAACUACCGACGAAGUAUCUGCCAUAUUAAAGUUUUGCAACGACAAUCGGUUAGCCGUAUGCCCCCAGAGCGGAAAUACGGGCCUAGUAGGUGGUAGCGUGCCGGUCUUCGACGAGAUUGUUAUUUCUAUGAAGCUUAUGAAUAAAAUCAUCGAGACGAACGAAUUGGCAGGGGUGCUGACCUGUGAAGCCGGUUGCGUGCUCGAAGAUUUGGACAAUCAUUUAGCGACAGUAGGAUUAAUGAUGCCGAUUGAUCUCGGUGCCAAGGGUAGUUGUCUGAUCGGCGGCUGCGUGUCCACGAACGCAGGAGGUUUGAGGCUUCUUCGUUAUGGUAAUCUUCACGGAAACAUUCUGGGUCUCGAAGCCGUGAAGGCGAACGGGGACGUGGUAGAUUGUUUGAAUACGCUGAAGAAGAACAACACUGGCUACCAUUUGAAACAUCUUUUUGUAGGGUCGGAGGGAACCUUGGGAAUUGUAACGAAAGUCGCCAUUCAAUGUCCACCGCUUCCUGCGGCCAUCAAUGUCGCGUUCUUAGGGCUAAACAGUUUCGACAAAGUGUUGAAAGCGUUUCGUCUGGCGAAAAAAGAAUUGGGAGAGAUUCUGUCGUCGUUCGAGAUGAUGGACAAGUUGUCGUUAGACGUUUCCAUUGAAGCUUUUGGCCUAAAAAGUCCACUAACAUCGAGAACCGACGGUCACGAAUUUUACGUGUUGAUGGAAACUUCGGGUAGCAACGCGAGUCACGAUGAGGAGAAGCUCACCUCAUUCGUAGAGAAAGCGCUUGCCGACGAUAUCAUCGAAGACGGUACUCUGACUUCGGACCCCACCAAAGUCAAAAAUAUAUGGGCACUAAGGGAACGGAUUAGCGAAGGAGUAUUACGAGAAGGUUAUGUCUUUAAAUACGAUAUUUCUAUACCCCUUCCGUCUUUCUAUAAGGUGAUAGAGGUACUUAGGGAACGAUUACGCGAUCCACGCAUCAUAAGAAUCAGUGGAUAUGGACAUCUAGGUGAUGGAAAUAUUCACGUGCAGAUUUCAAUAUUGUCGUACGAAUCUGACAUAGCAUCACAACUACAACCUUUCAUUUUCGAAUACGUGUCUGGUCUUCGUGGUAGCGUAAGUGCUGAACAUGGAAUAGGAUUCACAAAGACAAAAUAUCUACAUAUGAGUAGAACUUCUUCUGAAAUCAAACUUAUGCAUGAAUUGAAACGGAUGAUGGAUCCAAAUGGAAUACUUAAUCCGUAUAAAGUGUUAUAUCCAUUAGAAAUUUCCGUAUAAUAAUGGGAUAAGUAAUAUUAUAAAAUAUACGAUAAGUAGGUAUUUACAUUUAGAAAUAAAUACAAUGCUAUUAAAUAAAU